Molecule: messenger RNA, 1303 nt
Organism: Mercurialis annua (annual mercury)
Lineage: Eukaryota; Viridiplantae; Streptophyta; Magnoliopsida; Malpighiales; Euphorbiaceae
Product: GDSL esterase/lipase 1-like
Exons: 5
Coding region: 68-1150 (360 amino acids)
Biological process (GO): lipid metabolic process
Molecular function (GO): lipase activity
Source: RefSeq, a predicted model, not a curated record
AAAAACUUGAAGAACACUAUAAAAGAGUAGCCUAUAGCAUAUAGCAUAUACAGAAAUUACACAAAUCAUGUCUUGUUUAUUUUCUCUUUUGAUUUUCUUUUCUUAUUUGCUUGUAAGUAAUUCAACUACCAUAAAACAGAACGAUGCUACUGCUUUAUUCAUUUUUGGGGAUUCUCUCUAUGAUGCCGGAAACAAUAAUUAUUUGAAGAUCGACGUCAACAAGGCCAACUUUUUUCCGUACGGAGAAACAUUCUUUAAGCAUCCUACCGGAAGGUUCUCCGACGGUCGAGUUAUUCCAGAUUUUAUUGCUGGGUAUUUAAAUCUACCAUUGAUUCUCCCUUAUCUUCAGCCUCAAAAUCAAGAAUACACAAAUGGAGUGAAUUUCGCAUCAGGUGGAGCUGGUGCUCUUAUUCAAACUUUUCAAGGAUAUGUGAUAGAUCUGAAUACUCAACUUGGUUAUUUCAAGAAUGUAAAGAAGCAGCUGAGGAAGAAAUUAGGGCAUAAAGAGACAGAGGCCUUAUUAGCAAAGGCCAUUUAUUUAUUCAACAUUGGCCUCAAUGAUUAUGCAGCACCGAUCCAAACAAAUUCUACUAUACUUCACCACUACACCAAUCAACAGUUUGUUGGGAUUGUUAUUGGCAACCUAACCGCUGUAAUUAAAGAAAUUUAUAAGAAUGGAGGAAGGAGAUUUGGAUUUUCAAACUUGGUUGAGUUGGGUUCUUCACCUGCUUCCAGAGCAUUUGCUCAAAUUAAUGGUACACCAAUUGGCUUCAAGGAAGCUCAAAUUCAAAUACAACUACACAAUAAGGCACUUCCUAAAGUUCUCAAGCACCUAAAGGAACAACUAGAAGGAUUUAAAUAUUCCAUUUUUGAUUUAUAUACUUCAGCCAGUGAAAGAAUUAACAACCCUUUUAAGUAUGGUUUUAAGGAUGGAAAAUCCGCGUGCUGUGGGAGUGGACCAUUUAGAGGAAUCGGACGGUGUGGUGUAUCUAAAGAUUAUGAAUUGUGUGAAAAUCCUGAUGAUUUUGUGUUCUUUGAUGGCAGUCUGCAUCCGACAGAGCAUUUCAACAACCAAAUUGCUAAACUCAUGUGGAGUGGAAAUUCUAAGUACACAAGCCCUUACAAUCUCAAAACUCUACUUGAUGCAUAGUUAAUAUUUCCAUUUAUAGUAGGAAAGCCAAAAUUAUCAUGUUAUACAUAAUAAGAAUAAUUAUUUCCAAUAAUUCUCACCAAUGAUGGUGCUCUAUGUUAUUUAACUUUUCAAAUAAAUAUAAUAAGAUCUUUAAAUUUAUUGUUCGGAUUA